This is a messenger RNA of Baudoinia panamericana UAMH 10762, 1937 nucleotides long. RefSeq lists its product as uncharacterized. The transcript is spliced from 3 exons. Gene Ontology annotation, biological process: regulation of intracellular signal transduction; cellular response to L-arginine. NCBI's taxonomy places the organism in Eukaryota, Fungi, Ascomycota, Dothideomycetes, Mycosphaerellales, Teratosphaeriaceae. The record is from RefSeq and is a predicted model, not a curated record. Gene Ontology annotation, cellular component: cytosol. Bases 478 to 1689 code for a protein of 403 amino acids.
CGCAGCAAGACUGCAAGCAUCCCACGCUGCAGGUCACUCCGGCUCGGACAGAGACAGAGAGUGUGUCAAAUGUGCAGCUGAAAUGAGGGGUUAAGAGGCGAUUACUGGUCCUCCUCCUGCCCGUCCCACGUCUCGUGUGCAGGCGUACCGGAGUACUCAAGCAGGCCUGGAUCAUUGUGCAGACAGCCUGCAGACCGUAGUCGUUCACUCCACGAUACACGACAUUAGGUCGGCUUCCUGGGCUAAAGCGGUUGUCAUCUUGUCUUCAUCCCUCUUGCCCCACGGAGUACAACAAAGGCGACGAUAGCCGCUUAUAUCAAGCUACUUCUUCAGCAGCCCAACCGUCUCAGCUCUUCUGGUAGCAGGUGUGACGCCGACCUCGUCGUUGUUACCAUCAUGAACCACCAAGCAGUCAUCGUCGAAGAGUACCCGCUACCGGUCGAGCAGGUUAACCGCUGAGCGUUACAAGCCAGCAGCAUGGACACGUCCAUGACGGAGUCUGCAACUCUACUCAAUUCUCAGCUUGGCUUUCUGAACACCCAUGUUGCGUUGAUCUCGUUCCCAUUGGAAUUGCUACCGAACUACCAGCAUGCCAUCUUAAAUCUUCUGCUCCAUGUCCGCCAUCAGGAAGACGGCGGCAGCGACCUUCAGCCUCCUCGACCCUGGCUAUACUGGCACCCUUUCGUCAACAUCACCGUGACGCCCAGCGAGUGCUCGAUCAUCUGUCCAAGGGCCGAAGCUGACACCCUGUUCGUGCCAGUACGCCAAACGCUCGCACCGCAUUUGAAGUCAGCUGUCUCUAUCAGCAAAGAUGAUUUCUCCGUUGUUGUGAUUGGUGGCGCCGGCUUGGAAGCUGGCCAACGUGUGCUCGACCUUUCUACUCCGCUUGCCAUGGCCGGCAUUCCCAUAUUCUUCUUCACGAGCUACUGGUCGGACUACAUCCUUGUGCCCUUCAAGAUGCGGUCGCGAGUGAUCCGCGCGCUGGAGGAACGUGGCUUUGUCUUCGAAGCCGACGCAGACGGGGAGUCAGGCCAUAUGACCAACCCGGCAUCGCCGCUAUUGCAACCACAUCUCAAUCGUAGCUCGUCGCAGUCAGAUUUUGACUUCCCGCAGUCUCCAGCCACGCCACCACCAUCGACGCUGUCGGAUCUGCAAGCACGGACCUUCAAACUCUUGAGCAAGAACAAAGUGGAGCCUACCGUUGAUCGUACAAUUGGAUUGGUGACAUGUGCCGGAGUCAAGGACAGCACAGCAAGCUCUCAAAAGACCAAUUUCACCCAGGGUAAACUGGAGCUAGGGCUAGUAAGGUGCUUGACAAGCGAGCCGCUUCCGAACUUCUUUUCCGUGACUUUGACCGAUGCGGAGUCUGCGUCGCUCACACUGGACAAGCACUUACUUAGGCAUUUCGCGAACGAUGGCGAAGAUGUCCUGCUUGGUAACGUGGGGUCGGAUCAGAUCGCUAUCACGCUGGAUCUCAAAGACCUGCCCACCGAAAGCACAGGCAUUGUUUGUGGCGUGGCAAGUCGCAUCCUUGAUGGCAUGAAAGGUCGUGUUGGAAGGGAAUUGUUUGACAUGAGCUACUUGAGCACGGCGAAGGCUGGUCAUGUCAUUGUAUACGAGGAUGAACUCGAGGAAGUACUGAAGGCGCUGCGAGGCAUGCAGGUAAACGGAGCAAGUGCAGAUUGUUGACGUGCUGAGGCACUUCCAUCUCGGCUAUCUUCCAUUGUAUGAUGGCUGGAUCCAUUGAGUACCGGGCGCUUUCCACAUGUCCAGCUGUCCCGGUCUCGUACAAGCAGACAUGGCUAACUCCGAGAACGAUCACGGGAGCUCGUUUGCAAUCAUGAGGAAGGUAGCACGGUAUUGAAGCUUCGGAACCUGCUCUGACGGUUCCUCCAGCGGCCGCAGUGCAUGUAGGCUAUGGUGUUAUCUUCGAUGUC